AUGAUUGAACUUCGGGAGUUGGAUACUGCACGUGCUAUUCUAAGGCAAACCCAGGUCAUGGGUGUCAUGAAACAAGAGCAGCCAGAAAGAUACUUAAGGCUUGAGCAUCUACUGGUUCGAACUUAUUUUGACCCUCAUAAGGCUUAUCAAGAGUCAACGAAGGAGAAAAGGCGUGCCCAAGCUCUUUCUGCGGAAAUAUCUGUGGUUCCACCUUCAAGAUUAAUAUCGGCAACAAAAGUUUCAAGGCUGUCAACGGUAUCAAGGAUGAGGGAGAACUAUCCACUAGAGAACCAGCUUCAAGAAUCUGAAAUGCACUUGCGAUUGAGCUCGAGCUUUGCACCAGAUGAUACUCCUCCACUACGUGCAUUGGAUUUGGCGUUCAUCAAUGAGGAAGGAUAUCUUGCCAGCAUCAGGACUUUGAUUCCUGCUGAUGACCUAAUCAUUGAGUUCCUACUACAAUUGGUCCCAGAAGACAGGAUUAAUAAAAAUAGUGGUUUGCCAGAAGCAACCAUCUCAGAGCACCUGAAAAUCACAAAUUAUCAAACACUUGCGGAUCAAGAACCUGAAAUUUGUGUAGUUUGCCAGUGCGAGUACGAGAAUGGGGAGAUAAUUGGAACUCUAGAAUGCAGGCAUGAGUACCAUGCCGACUGCAUCAAAAGGUGGUUAAUGAAGAAGAAUGUUUGCCCUUUUUGCACACGUGAAGGAAUUCAACAGAAAAGCUAA
This is a messenger RNA of Coffea eugenioides, 723 nucleotides long. RefSeq lists its product as uncharacterized. The transcript has 2 exons. Gene Ontology annotation, molecular function: ubiquitin protein ligase activity. Gene Ontology annotation, cellular component: nucleus. Bases 1 to 723 code for a protein of 240 amino acids. The record is from RefSeq and is a predicted model, not a curated record. Lineage: Eukaryota; Viridiplantae; Streptophyta; Magnoliopsida; Gentianales; Rubiaceae.